Molecule: messenger RNA, 1032 nt
Organism: Menidia menidia (Atlantic silverside)
Lineage: Eukaryota; Metazoa; Chordata; Actinopteri; Atheriniformes; Atherinopsidae
Source: the annotation of a GenBank genome assembly
AUGGGGGCAAAGCAGAGCAGCCCGCCCGCUAAUCCAGCCGCUAAUGGCCGGACCAGAGCUUACUCCGGCUCGGACCUGCCCUCCGCCACGGCCGACAGCAACGGCGGGAGCGUGCACCGGACCGCCGGCGGCGGCGCGAGGCUCCACGCGCCCGGCGCGUCCAGAGCCUCCACGUCCGGCAGCCAGCCGCUGGAGGCCAGGGCCCGGUCCGGGGGGGGGUCCGCGGGGGGCUCCGGGGCCAGACCCCCGGCCGGCAUCAACAUCCCCCACCGCGGCGGAGCCCACAGCUCCCCGGAGUCCGGUGGCAGCAGCCCGGAGGAGGCGGCGGGCGGAGGGCGCCCCGGCGGGGGGGGCGAGGCCCCCCGGCCGCUGAUAGGCUCCCUCCCAGCACACCUCUCGCCCCAUCUGUUCGGAGGGUUUAAGUGCCCCGUGUGCUCCAAGUAUGUGUCCUCAGAUGAGAUGGAUCUUCACCUGGUUUUGUGUCUGACCAAACCGAGGGUCACGUACAAUGAGGAUGUCCUGACCAAGGAUGCGGGAGAAUGUGCCAUCUGCCUGGAGGAGCUGCAGCAGGGGGACACCAUCGCCCGGCUGCCCUGCCUCUGCAUCUACCACAAGGGCUGCAUCGAUGAGUGGUUUGAGGUGAACAGAUCCUGUAACCCAUCCUUACAUGGAUCUGCUAAACUGGACUUGGAUCAGUGGAGACGGCUGGACACUCUGACCACUGUGACAUGUCCACUCCACGUCUCACCCCCCCUCCCAGAACUGAGUGCCACAGUCCGGGCUCUGCAGGAGGUGGGCUCUUUAGCUGGGUUCACAGCAGGAGGGGGGGCUUGUGGGCCGGCCUGGUGGCAGGUGACCGGCUCUGACCGCUCCAUCCCCGAGUGCCUUGUCGUAGUGAUGCCUGUGGGCAGCAGGACUGGACCCGGGCGGUCAGCACCGCCGGCCGCUGCUGCAGGAGCGUCUCACCAUAACUGCCAUUCACUCAGCCAGGAGGAACCAGCCGGGGGCCGUGGGACUGCCAACCAACUGUGA